GAACAUUAUCUAAGAUGAUUGUAAGUAAAAGCAGCGGAAUGAGGUUAAAGGACUUGGGCAAUCUGUCAGUUCUACAAGGUGAUAUUUUGAUUGAGGAAUUGCAAAAUGUUGUGAAUGUUCAAGAAGCAAUGGAUGCGAGGCUAAUGGAUAAGACAGGCCUUAAGGAAAUAAGGUUGGCAUGGAGCAAAGACUUUGAUGGUUCCCGGGAUAAAACUCUUGAAUUGGAUGUGCUUAAUGCAUUAAAGCCCCAUGAAAACUUAUCAAGACUUGAAAUUGACCAUUACGGGGAUGCAAAAUUCUCUAAUUGGAUUGGAGAUUCAGGAUUCUUUAAUUUGGCAAAGAUAAGCUUCGAUUUUUGUAAAAAUUGCACAUCUUUGCCUCCAUUAGGGAAGCUACCUAUGCUAAGAGAAUUGAGCAUUCGAGGCAUGGAUCAAGUAAAAGUGAUCGGAGCUGAAUUUUAUGGGAGUAGAGGCCAUGGAGAAUUACCUUUUCCAUUGCUUAGCAGUCUGAUGUUUGGGGACAUGCCAAAUUGGGAGGAAUGGCUUGCAGUAGCUCAAGAAGUCGGUGUUAUCGAAUUUCCUCAGCUAUGUAAAUUUUACAUAAGAAGAUGUCCCAAAUUGGUCAGCCUUUCAAAUAUCUUACAGCUAUCCCUUCGUGAAUUAGAAGUACAAAGUGUAAGGGGGGUGGUCCUAAAUCAUGUGCACCAUUUGGAAUCUUUAACCCAAUUAAGAUUGACUAGAAUUUUUGGAUUAACUUCAUUUUUCAAAGCAUUCGUGCAGUUUCCUUUUACACUUGAAAAUUGUGAAGUUAUUGAUUGUGAUGACCUUGUGACUCUCUGGCCAAGUGAUAACACUGAGCAAUGCCUAGUCAACCUACAACAAAUGUCUAUUGAAAGUUGUCCUCAGCUAUUGUCUCUUCAAGAGAUUGAUGUUCUUCCUCAUCUUAGGAAUCUUCUGAUAUGGAGUUGUGGAGCUCUGGAGUUGUUCCCUAAUAUAAUAGCUCGUCUUGACGUGCUGGUUAUAGACAAUUGUCCAUCAUUGAAGAUGAUGUCGUCGCUUCAGAAUUGCAGCACCACACUUAAAGAUCUAAUUAUUAAUGGCUGGGUGAAUUUGAACAUGACAAAUUUACUAGGACAUGGCUACAGUUACUCAUGUCUCACUCGCCUAUAUAUAUAUAUUCUUGUGAUGGUCUGGAGUUGUUUCCCCAUGGAGGUUUGCCUACCCCAAAUUUGAGAAGUCUACAUAUAUAUGGUUGUCAACAUCUAAAGUCCUUACCUGAUCAGAUGGAACUGCUUGUCUCUUGUGUACCUGGUGGUGGGUUAUUGUCCAUCAUUAACAGAGCUCUUUCCACAAGGAAAUGUUCCCCCAAUUCUAUUCCAACUUUCAAUCAGGCAUUGCGGGAACCUAAAGCCCCUGGUGGAGUUGGACCUACAGAAACUCACUUCUCUUCGUCAUUUCCUCUUUGGUGGAAAUCCAGAGCUGGGGUCCUUCACUAAUGAAGGACAUUACGUGCUUCCUCCAUCUCUGUCUAAGUUGGAGUUGCAUGAGCUGCCGAAUCUGAAAACUCUAUCAGAAGGCAUUUAGUCAUUGACAAAUGCCCAAAGCUUGUUGCAUUGCCUAUGGAAGACCGGGUUGACAAGCUUUCUAGCCUUUUGAUUGGAGGCUGCACACUUCUUAAGAAAAGGUGUUUGAAAUACAAAGGAGACUACUGGCCAACCAUUGCUGAUAUUCCCUAUGUCGAAAUUGAUGGCCUUUCUGUCUAUGAUCCAGAUUCAAGUGCAUGAGUUACAUCAGCUUAGGCUCGGAAGUGAGAGGAUUUUGAGAACUCCUAUAGAAUCAUCGACUUCACUGAAGAAUGUUCCAAUUCGACAGCCGGUUUUGACGUGGCGUCUUUCGAAGAACUCGGAUACUCAGAGAACAACCUUUUGCCUGAGAUGUUCAGAGAAUUAUGAAAAGUUUUAAAUCAUGCAAAUGUUGAUGACUGUUUUUUGCUUAUUUGUUAAUUAAAAUUGUGUACAUGUAUUGCA
Olea europaea var. sylvestris is the source of this 2026-nucleotide messenger RNA. Its product is annotated as putative disease resistance RPP13-like protein 1. The record is from RefSeq and is a predicted model, not a curated record. NCBI's taxonomy places the organism in Eukaryota, Viridiplantae, Streptophyta, Magnoliopsida, Lamiales, Oleaceae. The coding region runs from base 15 to 1232 and encodes 405 amino acids. The transcript has 2 exons.